AUGGCUACUGCUCACGACAUGCCGUGUCAUCGAGAACGACCAUCAUUAUUAUCAGCUUCAAGUGGUUAUGAAAAUUAUCGAGGAUUUCUUAACCUUCUUUAUGUUAUAUUGGGAAUCGGAAGUUGUCGUCUUGUGAUUGAAAAUAUUCUUCGAUAUGGAUUAUUAAUUGAUUUUAAUUGGCCUAUAAAAUUUUUAAAAGAUCCAACAAAUUGGCCAUCGGUAUUUCUUAUUGUAUUGAUUAAUAUUUUCAUUUUAUUUGAAUUUUGGCUUGAAUUAAGACUUAGUAAAAUUCAUUUACUAAAAUCGAAAAUUAAAACUACAUUAAUAUUUUUUCAAUUUAUUAAUCUAUUUACAAUACUUAUUUUUCCAGCUGCAUAUAUUUAUUAUCGUGAACCAAAUCCAGUUGGUGCAUUUAUUGCUAUUUGUCUUUAUACAAUAGUAUUUUUAAAAAUUUUUUCUUAUUUACAUAUUAAUUAUCAAUGUCGACAAACUUUACUUGAGAAAAAACAUGAUUCACGUAGAAAUUCAACUAUAUCAAAAAGUCAAAUAAUUUAUCCAAAUAAUUUGACCUGUAAAAAUCUUUAUUAUUUUAUGUUUGCACCAACACUCUGUUAUGAAUUAAAUUUUCCACGUUCAUCACGUAUACGUAAAGGAUUUAUAAUACGACGUUGUGGUGAAAUUCUUGUACUUUCAUCAUUACAAUUUUGUCUUGGACAACAAUGGAUAUUACCUAUUUUACGUACACUUGAUCGACCAUUAAAUCAAUAUUCAACAUUAGAAAAUAUUGAACGUUUAUUACGUCUUGCAUUACCUAAUCAUCUUUUAUGGUUAAUAUUAUUUUAUGUUUAUUUUCAUUCAAUAUUAAAUUUAAUUGCUGAAUUAUUAUGUUUUGGUGAUCGAUAUUUUUAUCGUGAUUGGUGGAAUGCAACUAAUUUAUAUGAAUUUUGGAAUCGAUGGAAUAUAAUUGUACAUGAUUUUUGUAAACGACAUAUAUAUAAACCAUUAGUUACUCAAUAUGGUUUUAAUAAAUUUAUUGGUUCAUUAGUUGUAUUUUUAAUGAGUGCAUUUUUUCAUGAAUAUUUAAUUAGUGUACCAUUACGUAUGAUACGUCCAUGGAGUUUUCUUGCUAUGAUCAUACAAUUACCAAUGGGUUUAGCUGUUAAACGAAUAAGUAUUUCAAAUAAAACAUAUGGAAAUGUAGCUGUAUGGAUAUCACUUAUUCUUAUACAACCAAUUGCUAUUCUUCUUUAUAUACAAGAUUUAUUUUAUCGAGAUUUUAUCAAAGAUAAAAUUUAUUCUUAA
Messenger RNA from Rotaria sp. Silwood1, 1302 nucleotides. Lineage: Eukaryota; Metazoa; Rotifera; Eurotatoria; Philodinida; Philodinidae. The record is from the annotation of a GenBank genome assembly.